UUAGAAAGUUCUAAAAAAGAUCCUACGCUAUUAGAUCAAGAUUCAGAAGAGAUAAAAAACUGUAAAUUGUUGGAUUCAGACAUUUUUUUGAUAAGAUCGGUUUACUCUCUCAUGAAAAAUGAAUUACCAUUUGAAAAACUUGAUGCAAUUUUGGAACUUCAACGGUUAAAUUCAUUAAAUAUGCCAUACAGAAAUUUAAGCUGGACUACUAUUACAGAAAUUCAAAAUGUAAUUGCUGCUGGUUUAAAGAAAAAACUUGUUGAUAAGAUCAAUCAGUCUGAUUAUUUUGCAAUCUUAAUAGAUGAAAGUACUGAUAUCACUGUUUCCAAGAGACUUUCAAUUUGUGUGAGAUAUGUAGUCCAUGGUAGUGCAUAUACAUCUUUUCUUGGUAACUGCGAAUUACCAGAUGGUAAAGCUCAUACUAUAACUUUAGCUUUAAGUAAUUAUUUAAAGGAAUGUGAUGUUAACUUUUCAAAAUGUGUUUCACUUGCAACAGAUGGUGCAAGUGUCAUGAUGGGUAAAAAAAACUGGUGUUGGGGUACAGGUUCAAGCUAAAUUUGCCCCAUUUGUAAUACAAACUCAUUGUAUAGCACACAGAUUAAAUUUGGCAGUAACUGACUCUAUUAAACAAAUUGAACCACUAAAGAAACUGAAAGAAAAAUUUGCAAACCUUUACCAUUUCAUAUCUGCAUCAGGAAAUAGGACAUUUGCCUUAAAACAAAUGCAGGGGUUGUUAGACGAGCCUAAGCUGUCUGUUAAAGAACCAUAUUCCAUUCGUUGGCUGGGUCUUAAAAAUGCUGUUGAAGCCGUCUAUGAAUCAUAUGGAGCCAUACUUGCAACAUUGUCUAGCAUGGCCGAUGAAAAUUCUACAGCUAAAGGUUUAUACAAGUACUUUGCUUCAUAUAAAACGGCAUUACUUUUAGCUUUCAUGUUGGACGUUCAUACCAUCCUGGGUGUCCUAUGUUGUGAACUGCAGGCAAAGAACCUUAUUUUUAGUGAUGUUCCUCCCCUAAUAGACAGUACUGUGGAGAAGAUUGAGUCAAUGAAAUCAGAAGAGGGUAAUGGAUUAGUAGAGAUGAAAAACAGCAUUGUUGUGAAAGAUGAAAAGGCCUUUUAUAAAGGAGAUGAGCUUAAAUAUUAUAGCAAAGAUAUAGAAUCACAGUUUUCAAAUGUUAAAAAUAAUUAUUUGGAUAACUUGGCCAAAAAUAUUAAAAGAAGACUAAAAAGGAAUGAUAGUGACACUUUAAUAUACUUGAGUCAAGUCUUAGAACCAUCAACAGUAUGUCAUCUUCCUGCUGAUACCAGUAAAAGUGCUCUAGAAUGUUUGGGAAAUCAGUUUGGAGUUGAAAAAACAGUGAAACAAAUGGAAGGAGAUCUGAUUAUAGGGACAACAGAGACUGUCACCCAUGUUGAGCCAUUAUUAGACAAAACAAAACUUGAGAAGGAGUGGAAAGGGGUUUAUGGGAUGGUAAAAGGCACAUAUAGGAACAUUUCCCUCAUCUGA
Messenger RNA from Ruditapes philippinarum (Manila clam), 1504 nucleotides. RefSeq lists its product as uncharacterized. The record is from RefSeq and is a predicted model, not a curated record. The coding region runs from base 722 to 1504 and encodes 260 amino acids. NCBI's taxonomy places the organism in Eukaryota, Metazoa, Mollusca, Bivalvia, Venerida, Veneridae. The transcript has 3 exons.